AUUAAUCUCAAAGGGGUUGUUUAUAAUUUACCUGUUUUUUUUUUUUUGUCUUCAGCCUUAUUAUUCUCAUCCAACUUACAUAUCAUCAACAAUAGAUCAAAUUUAUAAUCUUAUGUAUGUUCUACGACAAAUAAGUGAUAAUCAAUUAGUAGUGGAAACUAUUCAAAAUAAUAAUCAUGAACAGAAUACAAGUUUAUUAUUAUUAAAAAAUAAAAAUUAUACAAAUAUCAGAACUGACAAUAUUUACAAGGUACGUUAUGCAAUUGUUGAUGAUGAGCCAACCGUUGAUAUUUAUUCAUUAAUUGAUAAUUAUUUUUUAAAAACUUUUCAAUGUGGAAUAAAUCACAUAAAACAAUUGGAAAUAAUGUAUAUGGAAACAACAACAAUAUUAAUAAUAAAUGAUGGAAAAACGAUUUGGAGUUAUGAUUUUCAAAGUUUAACAAAUCGAUGUGUCAAAAGGACAAGUUUGAUUCGAACUGUAGAAAGUAAAUUUUUUACUAAACACUAACUUUUAUUGAUAAUUAAUAAAAAAAAAUUUUUAUUUCAUUAUUUAUUUCUAGUUAUUCAUUUUACAAUUUCAAACGAUAUUAUUUAUGCUUUACUA
Molecule: messenger RNA, 604 nt
Organism: Didymodactylos carnosus
Lineage: Eukaryota; Metazoa; Rotifera; Eurotatoria; Philodinida; Philodinidae
Source: the annotation of a GenBank genome assembly